Messenger RNA from Podospora pseudocomata, 2503 nucleotides. RefSeq names its product secretory subunit (gene SEC63). Lineage: Eukaryota; Fungi; Ascomycota; Sordariomycetes; Sordariales; Podosporaceae. The transcript has 2 exons. Gene Ontology annotation, cellular component: Sec62/Sec63 complex. Gene Ontology annotation, molecular function: RNA binding; transmembrane protein transporter activity. The record is from RefSeq and is a predicted model, not a curated record. Gene Ontology annotation, biological process: SRP-dependent cotranslational protein targeting to membrane; post-translational protein targeting to endoplasmic reticulum membrane. Bases 347 to 2479 code for a protein of 710 amino acids.
GAUUCACUUCCGGGCAGGCGCUGCCGCUGGCCGCGAAAAAAGUAUCCAGACAAGCAGCACCUUGUGAGAAGCCGCCACAUUGCAUCCAGCACCCGCCCGAACUCUUCAGGUUGUGUGGACUUUGACUUCCAACCUUUGUCAAUCUGUCCCCUUGGUGCAGUAGCAAUAUAGGAUUUGGAUCAUAGUUUGUCUUUUCUUCCCCCCAAUUGCCCACACCACGCUCGCCUUCGGAGGACACCUACCUUGUUGGCAGCUUGAUACUUCACGACCCUCCCGAGAAAACAACAGCAACCAGACUGCGACACCCAGCUUAACCUAGUCGUGCCCACUCGGCAGAACCGCCGACAUGAGCACCGACUACGCCUACGACGAGGAGGGCUACCUCUGGCCCUUCUUCGUCUUUACCCUGACGCUCAUCAUCACCCUCCCACUUACAUACAUCCUCGUCAAGAGGUCGCGAGACCCCGCCGCCUCGUUCCCGCGCAUUCGGACAAACUUCAAACAUAAACACACCGACGUUGUCGACUCAUUACGCAAGAAGGAGAAGCGCAAGGACCGCAAGCUAUGGCUCAUCAUCGCCGUGGCCGUCGGCUGGGUUGUCAUGGGCUACAUGCUCGUCCUCAUCCAGAACACCGAGACGCCAACGCAGAAGCUAUGGAACCCAUAUGACAUUCUCGGCAUCUCCGAGUCGGCCACCGAGAAGCAGAUCAAGAGCGCCUACAGGAAGCUGUCCCUCAAGUUCCAUCCCGACAAGAUCAAGCCUGAUGCUUCCAAGAACGAGACCAUGGACGAUCUCAAUGCCCGCUACGUCGAGAUCACCAAGGCCCACCAGGCCUUGACCGACGAGGAGGUGCGCAACAACUAUAUCCAGUAUGGUAACCCUGAUGGCAAGCAGGGUUAUAGCAUCAACAUUGCUUUGCCAAAGGCCAUUGUGUCUGACGGCAAUGGCAAGUAUGUUGUGCUUCUGUACUCUGCGCUCUUUGGUAUUCUGUUGCCAUACCUGGUUGGGUCAUGGUGGUACGGGACGCUUAGACGGUCCAAGGAGGGCGUUCUCAUGGAGAGCGCCAACCGGCUGUUCAGGGAGUACAAGGACAACAUCGACGAGGGCGGCGUCAUUAGCGCCCUCAGCACGGGUCAGGAAUACGACGAGCUGUUCAGGGGCGACAAGGCCGAUUCUGGCUUGUCCAAGGUUGAGUCCAGAAUUCUUGCCGAGGGCGAGCUCUCUCCUCUCGCUGGCGGUCUUUCUGUCAAGGACAAGGAGAAGUUGGAGGAUCUCGAAAGUGGCCCCCAACGCAAGGCCUUGGCACUUCUCUGGGCCUACCUCGGACGCGUCGAGCUUGACGACCCCAUCUUGGAGAAGGCUAAGUUCGCCGUCGCCCCAAUUGCCGAAGCUCUCAACAAGUCUCUUACCGCCAUCUCUCUUGCCUACAUGAACACGGCUCCUCUCCUGUCUUCAUACUACGCCAGCCAGCUCCUCAUUCAGGCUCUCCCACCAAAAUCUUCGCCCCUUCUCCAGCUUCCUCACUUUACUCCAGCGACUGUCAAGGCUGUCGAUGGCGACUCCAAGGUUCACACCAACGUGCAGGACUUUAUGGACAGGCCGGACGCUAAGCGCCGCAGCCUGGUUGUCGGCAAGGGUCUUCUCACUGAUGAGCAAUACCGCGAAGCCGUCUCUGUUGCUAAGCAGCUACCCUUCUUCCGCGUCGCCAAGGCAUACUUCAAGGUUACUGGUGAAAAGUUCAUUCUCCCCUCUUCUCUCGUCACACUCGUCGUCAAGGGCCGCUUCGUGCCACCAGGCAGCGAAAACGUGCCCGAGAUUGAGCCAUUGGAUCUCGAGGAUAUCGACCCAGCCGAAGACGACCUUGACGCCAUCCUCGGCCGCAAGGCCAAGAAGCAGAUUGGCAAGGACGAGAAGGGCAGACCCAUUUACGAGGAGGCCCCUGACGAGCCCAUCUCUGCGCCAUUGGCCGCGUCCCCAUACUUUGCGCGCGACCACUCUCCAAGGUGGCACGUUUUCCUCACAGACUCGAAACAAGGCCGUGUGGCGGUGCCACCAUUUACCUUUGCGCAGUUUGACAAGCCGAUCUUUGAGGCGGAUGGCAAGACGCCUACUUUUGCGAUGCAGACCCUGAAGGCGCAGUUCCAGGCGCCACCACAGGCGGGGCACUACACUUUUGUGAUGCAUGUGGUUUGCGACAGCUAUGUCGGGUUUGACACCAAGAUGGAGGUGACGCUGAUUGUGGAGGAGGCGAGCAAGGCUGCCGAGAUGGAGCAGGUGGUGGAGGAUGAGAUUAGCGAACCGGAGGAGGAUUCUCUGGCGGGAAUCAUGCACGCCGCCAAGGGUGGUGCGCCACCAAAGCCCAAGAAGAAGGUGGUGAAGGAGAGCGACGAGGAGGACAGCGACGAGGAGAGCGGGACGGACGAGGAGAGCGAUGAUACCAGUGAUACGAACACGGACACGGAGGAGGAGGAUAAUUAGGUUUCUGAUCCUCUUGCGGUGGUG